AUGAGUGCCAACGUUCCAGAGCCUCAAGAACCUCAGUGCUUGACUGAAAAAGGUCCGGUCUCCAAUGAGCAUUUGGACAAAAAGUUACACGAUAAGGUGCCAGAUGGCCUCCAAAACACUCAACAAAAGGCCUCAUCAGCACAAGAGCCACCUCAGGACAUGGCUCUUUUGAUGGGCUUCUCAGGGUUCAAAUCGACCAAAAACAAAAAGGUUCAGCCAAAAAAGUCUGGUGGGAAACAAGUGGAAAAGAAGGUUGGUAAAAAUGCCAAGUACAGACAGUACGUCAACAGGAAAAAUAAGAAACUUGUUCAAUAA
Molecule: messenger RNA, 315 nt
Organism: Lachancea meyersii CBS 8951
Lineage: Eukaryota; Fungi; Ascomycota; Saccharomycetes; Saccharomycetales; Saccharomycetaceae
Source: the annotation of a GenBank genome assembly